Messenger RNA from Fragaria vesca subsp. vesca, 4053 nucleotides. RefSeq lists its product as uncharacterized. The record is from RefSeq and is a predicted model, not a curated record. Gene Ontology annotation, biological process: response to light stimulus; positive regulation of DNA-templated transcription. NCBI's taxonomy places the organism in Eukaryota, Viridiplantae, Streptophyta, Magnoliopsida, Rosales, Rosaceae. Bases 41 to 3649 code for a protein of 1202 amino acids. The transcript is spliced from 9 exons.
CUCUCUCUCGCUCUCUCUCUCUCAAACUUUGACAAACACAAUGGACUCCAGGACUCGCCUUGAUCAUGUUCUCUUCCAACUCACUCCAACCAGAACAAGAUGCGAACUUAUAAUGUUUGCUGCUGCUGGUGGAAGUGAGAAAUUGGCUUCAGGGUUUUUGGAACCAUUUCUUACACAUUUGAAAUGUGCAAAGGAUCAGAUUUCCAAAGGAGGGUACUCCAUUACUCUUCGUCCUUCCGGCUCCGGUGCCUCUUGGUUCACCAAAGCCACUCUCCAAAGGUUUGUGAGAUUUGUAAGUACACCAGAAGUUCUUGAGAGAUUUGUCACUAUUGAGAAAGAAAUUUUGCAGAUUGAGAAUUCACUUGAAUCAUGUGAACUCGCAGAGGCAGAAGCUGAUGGGAGUAAAUCAGCAGCCAUAAAGCCAAACAAUGAAUCUAAUGAGACAACUGAUGCUGUGCCAGAAGAGAAUUCCAAGAUUCGUCUUCAACGUGUUCUGGAAACUCGGAAGGUAGUACUCUGCAAAGAGCAAGCAAUGGCUUAUGCUCGUGCUUUAGUUGCCGGAUUUGAACUGGACUAUAUUGAUGAUCUUUUAUCUUUUGCUGAUACUUUUGGAGCUUCUCGAUUAAGGGAAGCAUGCAUAAAUUUCAUAAAUCUGUACAAGCAAAAGAAUGAAGAUAGGUUUUGGAUGGAAGAAAUAGCAGCAAUGCAGGCACUCUCUCAGCCGCAACUGCCAUACUUGGCAACAUCAGGAAUCAUUCUUGCUGGAGAAGAUAAUGAUCCCAGUCAGAAUCUUAACCAAAGUACUCUCUCUAUUGGGAAGAACGGUUCACUAGACACGUCAGUGUCUGAUUCAACUGCAAGUCAUGGAAGUCUGGAUGCAAGCCAAGAUGGGAAAGCUCAAGUACCAAAUCCAUGGCCAAACCAUCUUCCACAGUACAUGCAAAAUUUCCAAGGUCUUGCAUUUCAACAAAUGCACCCCUAUCAAGGUUAUAUGUUCCCUGGUAUGCAGGUUCCCCCAUAUUAUCCAGGGAAUAUGAAAUGGCCUCCAAACAUGGAAGACUCUGGCUUUAUGUUUGAUCGGGAAUCUGAUGAUCAUCGGAAGCAUAAAUCUCAUAGAACUAAAAAGAAACAUUCUCAUGAAAGAGCACUUGAAACUUCAGAACAAGAUGGAUCCAAUGAAGACACUGCAGGUUCAAGUUAUGAAAGUGAAUCUGAUGAUCAUUUGCAGAAUGGUAAAAGGCACUCUGGAACAGAGCAGCAGCAUCAGAAAAAGCAUGGGCAGAAGUCCUCAAGAAAGGUUGUUAUCCGCAAUAUUAAUUACAUAACCUCUAAGAGGGAUGGAGAAAGUGGGUCUGAGGAAAAUUCAUCCAAUGAGGAUGGAUACAUUGAUGGGAAAUCCAUUAAACAGCAGGUAGAGGAAGCUGUUGGUUCAUUGGAGAAGAGACAUAAAUCAAGCUCACGUCAUCACAAAAAACAAGGUGGAAGCAAGUUGCAUGGCAGUGUAGAUGAUUCAAAUGGAAAGGAACUUAAAAAUGCAGAUGCAAAUAUACCUGAGGGAGAAAAGCAAAAUGACAACUGGAAUGCUUUCCAGAAUCUUCUCAUGAGGGAUGAGGAUCCCAGUUCUUUUGCUACAGAAUCACAUAAUCUGUGGAUUGAAGAUGAAUAUCUUGCAAGUAAAAACUCUGGUGAAGGACGAUCGUUUGAAUUUAACCAGGAAGAAGAGAAAGCAACGAAGCAAAGAGCAGUUUCAAGUGAGUAUUUGGUGGUGACAGAGAGGGAUACAGGAAAUGAGAGUAAAACUCAGGGUCCAUACUUUGAAGGUGGUGGUGAUGUUGGUUGCAUUACCAAGAAAAAUGGAGCCUAUGAGGAUUUUUUAUUUUCACAGAGAAAUGAAGAGUCAAGGAUCAACUCCCAUGAUACUCUAUCUGAUUGCGCAAAUGAAUUAUACAAAACCAAAUGUCCUAAAGAAGGGGAUUGGUUUAUCAGCAACCAAACAGAUAAUCAGGUUGGCAGCAAUGAUCUGAAAAUGCUUGAUGGUGUUUACGCUUCAUCGGUGUUGGCUAUGGACACUGUUCAUGCUGAGAAAAAGAGGGAAGUUCUAGUGGAUGACUCUUUCAUGGUUCAAGACCGAUCAGUAGUUGAUCAUCAAUCUGAUUCUCAGUUCAGGACUGACAUAAGCUUCGAACCAGAAUACACUGGAGCUACUCAAAAUGAAUAUGGCAAGCCAGAGAUUUCAAAUGAGCCUGCAGCCUUUAGCAUGCAUGAACCAGAUGACCUAUACAUGGUGCUUGAUCGUGGUUCUGCUGUGGAGCAGGAUGUGGCACCAUGGAAUCCAGAGAUGGACUAUGAAGUUAAUGUUUCAUCAGUUGAAGCCAGCGAAAAGAAUCCUGGCAUUGAAACGACCGAUUCUAUUGGUGAGGAGCAGCCUUCUAAUAGUAAGGGCAAGAACGCUAAAAAUAGUGGAAUUCCAGGAGGAAAAAUUCCGACCAAAGAAGCAAGGUCUAAACUUGCAAAUGGAUCUUUGGGGAAGAGCAGAUAUGAUAUGUUAUCCAGAAGUAAGAAACCUUCUACUGUAAGCAAAAGCACAUUUCACAAAAGCAAAUUUGAAAAGGAUGAAGAACAAAGAAAGAGAAUGGAAGAGUUAGUUAUUGAACGCCAGAAGAGAAUUGCUGAGAGGAGUGCUGCUCGUGGUUCUAGUACUGCAACAUCUAAGAAACCUCUGACAGAAACUAAAAAUGUCAAAACCACUGGGACCAUGACAAAGAAGGAUAAGCUUAAAGUUCAGUCCCCAACCCAAGAGACCAAGAAAGCAGAGAAGCCUAUUAUGCGGAGUUCCACCAUUGAACGGCUUGCAACUGCAAGAGUAACUGAGAAGUUGCCAACAACUCUGCCGAAUUCUGGCCAACCCAAAAAGCAAACAAUCAAGGCAAUCGGUGUGGCUGCAGCUGCCUCAUCACAGAAGGCAGUUGGUGCUGUGAACAAGAAACCAAGUCCAAACAAAACCAAACCAUCAGAAGCGAAAGACCGCUUGAAGAAUUCAAAUCAGUUACUUUCGUCCAACUCUGAUGUCCAGGACAAAGUGUGCAUUGAAGCCACAGAAGCACUGCCAGUUGAGUUGACACGUAAGGCUGCCAUCAUUGAGUUGGAAGAGACUAAGCAACUCCAUAGUAUAUCUUCCAUUGAAAAAAAUGAGGGAAACUUGUUGUUGCAAAGUGAGGCAUUAGAUAAAGGAAGCUGCCAUGAGCGUUCACCCGAUUCGGAUUCACUUGCACCUAUUGAUGAUCCCGCACAGCCUGAACACUUAACAGCUGAUGCUGAAGAACUAUCUCGGGAAUCUCUGGUUUUUAGUGAAGACAAAAGAAACUACAAUGAAGACAGUGCAGAGCCUCAUAUUCUGGAAUCACCUACCAAACCUCUAAUUGUUCCAGCGGUGAAUAUUGACGAAAAUGGUGACACAACUAAAGGUUUUCCAGUCUCUACUGAAAUUUCUGAAAUAGAAAUCUUUACUCCACCAUAUAAUGAAACAGCCUCAGAACAACUCAACUCAAGGAAGAAAUGGAAUGGUGAUGAGAACUCUCCUAAAGCUGCCAAAGGGUUUAGGAAACUUCUGUUGUUUGGACGAAAGAGCAAGAACACUCCUGUCAAUUGAUAUUGUGGAGCUUAGUUACUUAUUCUUUGCCUAUCAUCUUUUGAGUGCAGUUCAUAUCCAAAUACUUCGGCAUUGGUUUCUGGGCAGCUCAAGUCCAAGAGAUGGAUACGCUGAUUGAAUUGCUUGAUAAUGCAGCUGAUGCAUGCCUUAUGGCUUUCAAGUAAAAUAACUGAGAUAGCUUGCCAUGCGCAAUAAGGCGGAGGUUGUUGCUGCCACAUGGGAAGAGGCUGAAUAGCACUGUAAGUUAUGUAGAUUUUGUAUAUACCAAAAAAAAAAAAUUCCAUUCAAAACCAUCUGUUUAUGUGAUUUUGCUUGUGCAUUUGCAUUGAUGACACUGAUUUAUUUCAGUAUCACUUGUAAAUUUCUAUUAAAAUUUGUUUGUGUAUGAAAAGCAGACAUUUUUG